AUGCAUUUUUAUUUAAAGUCAAAAACAGAACUUGCCACUCCGUCGCUAAAACAAACAAACACGCACCAUAAAAUGGUUAUGGCUACUGUUUCAGAUGUUGUAAAGAUAAGUCGAUAUGAUAUUAAAUGUAGAUAUUUUUUACAACUAAAAACCCUUUCAGCUGACUCUUUCGAUACAAAAGGAAGAAAACGGAAGAUUCAACUCAUAAAUAUCUUAAUUAUUAUGAUUUAUUAUGAUUCUUGUUAUACCAUAACAGAAAGUAGAAUUAAAACUUAA
Molecule: messenger RNA, 276 nt
Organism: Clunio marinus
Lineage: Eukaryota; Metazoa; Arthropoda; Insecta; Diptera; Chironomidae
Source: the annotation of a GenBank genome assembly